Molecule: messenger RNA, 1764 nt
Organism: Alternaria atra
Lineage: Eukaryota; Fungi; Ascomycota; Dothideomycetes; Pleosporales; Pleosporaceae
Exons: 6
Coding region: 1-1764 (587 amino acids)
Biological process (GO): regulation of DNA-templated transcription
Molecular function (GO): DNA-binding transcription factor activity, RNA polymerase II-specific; zinc ion binding
Source: RefSeq, a predicted model, not a curated record
AUGGGAUUGUAUGCACCUCCACGCUUGGGCUUUUGCAUCGUCCAGGUUAACCUAAUGGGAAUGAGCGUUCAUUGGAGCACAAUAGCAAAAGGAACCUCCAAGAUAUUUCCCCGAACCUUGCUACUCCCCAUGGCUUCCAAUCCUACCGCAACUCUCCGGUCAAGCGAGCCUGCGACAGGUACGUAUCGUCGGUACACUCCCACAAGCCACAUCACUCACUCUGUCGUUCGUAGCUGUCACCGAAGGAAGAUUAAGUGCUUUGGCGAAGGCACGGGUCCUUGCAAGAACUGCGUUUCUGCUGGUCUUGCAUGUACAUACAAUGCAAUCCCACAGAAGAAAGGUCCUAAGGGUAGCCGCGCCAAAGUCCUAUCCGAACUUCGCGAAGCCCAGCUUGCUGCCGGAUCCCCAAUCAAUCACGACUUCGAUGGACGGUCAAUCUCUUCCACGUUUGCUCGCACUCAAGGCCUGUUGCCUUUCGCCCUCGUUGAGAGCUGCAUAGAACAUUUCUUCACGCAUGUCUCCCCUUCAGAGCCCGUCUUACAUCGGCAAAGGGCGCAGGAAGUAGCCGUUGGUAUGGAGCGCUCUACAGAGGCAUAUUGUAUGAUCGUCGCACUAUGCGCCUACGUCAUAAUCCAAGCUAACCAUAAACCGCCGGUCAACGUGCUGCCGCGUCAAGAAAUGGCUCACAUGUCAAACGUUGGCAUCGGCCAAGUGUUACUGGAAGAGUCGGUUCGCGUCCGACAGGGCUAUGACUAUCGCGAGAACCCCACCCACAUGAGUACGUAUCUUCGGGAUGCCACAACGCAGGCGCAGUUGCUAGGUAUGCAUGACGAGGAAACUUACAAGCAUGACCCUCUGGAUACAUCACGGAAACGAGUUCUGUACCGGCUUCUCUUCAUAGCUGAAAGGACUUACGCUUUGCACAAACACCGUCCAAUCUCCUUGCAUCAGAUCACACAUUCGCCUUGGCUAAACGAGGUGCCUUCCGAUCGGCCCAUCGCCUCUGGACUCAAACUCAUGAUUAACAUGUUCAAGAUCAUUGACGACACUUUCAUCCACCUCUGGAAUCAAGCGCACAACACGCAUGCAAGCGCUGCAUGGAUCACACAGGUGCAAACCCAGCUCUCAGAAGCCGUCCCAUCACAUUUCGAGUGCACUGAAGCGCAGGAAGUACAGAUUCGCAUAACUCAGCAAUGGCUGCGGUUACAGGCAUGGCAGCUGAGUGUCUGCCACGGCCUAGUGAGCAGUGUCUCCGACGACAAUCCGCUUACGUUCAAAUAUCCAAUCGAGAUAGCCCAAGACCUUCUUACUAUCUCUCAUCAGUUUUCCCAGCAAGUCUUGGAAGCACACGGCGCAGGAUUGAUUGAGAAGUUGUUCGACAUUGCUUGUUGUCUUAUUGAUGUAGUCGCUUGCAUAUCUUUCUCGCCGAAGGCAUUCGCGUUGAGUCCUCACGAUUGUGUGUCCCGCUUCUUGACCUUUAUAUCGAUGAUCCGUGGAGGAAAGUCUCGGUAUCUUCCUCUUCUUCAGGCCAAACUCUCCGAAGUCCUGCCCAAUUUUCGGCUUCCCCGAUCAUUAGACCUUCCCGAGACGGUCCUCGCCUCUACACUCGGUCUUAAUGCCACUUACUCGAGGACGGUCUCCUCCAAUGUCGCCGACGACUUCUCCGCAAAUCCCGCUGCAAAUUGCCCUCUUAUGUUCUCGAAUGACCUGAUCCGUCGGAUCUCCGUCCAAACUGGUGCCCAACUCCCUUUCAACACGAUCUAG